CGGCCAUUUUUUUACCGUUUUACAGUUUUAAAAUUUUAAUUCACUCUCCAUUCGCGUUUACAUAUUACAUGUAAUGUCAACAUAAAUAACUAUUGACUAUGAUAUCAUCGGCGUUUUGUUCGCAAUUGGAGCGUCAUAUCAGUGAUAGCACGGAGUCGAUUGCACGAGGACGUUGCUGUAAAGCCAUGUGAUAUGGGUGUUCCGAUGGUGAACAGGUGCUGCUUCUGCGCGACGCUGCAGACGGGGACCUUGAUCAUUGGUUACAUAUACACGAUAUGGGCACUCCUGGAGCUGACCUGCUACUGCCUGCUGGUGACGCUGGCGCCGCUAGGCCACGGCGGGGCGGUGUCCGGACACAAGUACGCGCUGUACGUCACCGCCGCCGCCGUCAGCGGGACACACCUGCUGUGCUCGUUGCUGCUCGUUGUCGCGGCUCAUAAAAAACUGGCGUCUCUGACUCUACCCUGGACGAUCGUGACGGGGAUCCUGACGGCCAUCUUCUUCGUGAUGUGCCUCACCGGCAUCAGCCUCAUCCUGCAGGACUCGGGGGAGAUGUUGGAGAUUGAGUCCAUCGUCAUCUGUGUGCAUCUCGUUAGAGCUUGUGUGUCAGUGUACUGCAUCCUGGUGGUGCAUAGCCGCCACAAGCAGAUGAUGAACGAGGAGGACGAGCAGCGCCUCCAGCACUCCGCCAGACUCUACCGGCCCGUCAGAACUAGCGAUUACAAGCUGUAGGACGAGCAGCGCCUCCAGCACUCCGCCAGACUCUACCGGCCCGUCAGAACUAGCGAUUACAAGCUGUAGGACGAGCAGCGCCUCCAGCACUCCGCCAGACUCUACCGGCCCGUCAGAACUAGCGAUUACAAGCUGUAGGACGAGCAGCGCCUCCAGCACUCCGCCAGACUCUACCGGCCCGUCAGAACUAGCGAUUACAAUCUGUAGGACGAGCAGCGCCUCCAGCACUCCGCCAGACUCUACCAGCCCGUCAGAACCAGCGAUUACAAUCUGUAGGACGAGCAACGCCUCCAGCACUCCGCCAGACUCUACCGGCCCGUCAGAACCAGCGAUUACAAUCUGUUGCCCGCGACUUCGUCCGCGUUAGCAUAGUA
Molecule: messenger RNA, 1106 nt
Organism: Aricia agestis (brown argus)
Lineage: Eukaryota; Metazoa; Arthropoda; Insecta; Lepidoptera; Lycaenidae
Exons: 4
Coding region: 193-732 (179 amino acids)
Source: RefSeq, a predicted model, not a curated record